Aspergillus ibericus CBS 121593 is the source of this 1475-nucleotide messenger RNA. RefSeq names its product aldo/keto reductase family protein. Gene Ontology annotation, cellular component: cytoplasm. The coding region runs from base 332 to 1297 and encodes 321 amino acids. Lineage: Eukaryota; Fungi; Ascomycota; Eurotiomycetes; Eurotiales; Aspergillaceae. The record is from RefSeq and is a predicted model, not a curated record. The transcript is spliced from 3 exons.
CCGGGCCAUCCGCUCGGCCUUUGGCCUAUCACCGCGAAUGAUCUUACAAAUCUUGAGGAAUACACUCCGCUCAGAUUCGAUCAGCGAGCUUUGGAUUCAUCCAUGAGUCACAGGCAGCUUUUUGUUCCGUCAUCCGAGGACGUUGUGGAUGCUGGAGGAGGAAAGUUCAGGAAGGGUCCGCGAGGGGAACCGAAAACGAAAGCAGCCGCGGGCAGCGAUAAAAGCCCCUCAGAGACCCUUUCGUUGUGGUCGCAACUCAAACCCACUUGCACUUCCUUUUUGACCCCUCGACCGAAAACCACCCGUGAAUCGCUACACCACAGCCAGCAGCAUGCCUUUGCUCAACGGACGAGAAGUCGGCGACACCGGCUAUGGAACCAUGAGAAUGACCUGGGUCCCUCAGCCUCCCCCACAUGAGCAAUGCUUCGACACCUUGAACACCACACUCAAGCUGGGUGCUAACUUCUGGAACGCCGGCGAGCUCUACGGUACACCCGACUACAACUCGCUCCACCUGCUGAACAAGUACUUCACCGAAUACCCCGAGAACGCCAGCAAGGUGGUUCUCAGCAUCAAGGGUGGCUUGAAGCGUGGCGUGCUCACUCCCGAUAGCUCUGAGGCCAACAUCCGUCGGAGUGUGGAGGAGUGCCUACGCGUGCUGGACGGAAAGAAGACAAUCGACAUCUUCGAAUGCGCCAGACAAGAUCCCAACGUGCCGGUGGAGCAGCAAGUGGCUGUCCUGGCCCAGUACGUCAAGGAGGGCAAGAUUGGGGGCAUUGGCCUGAGUGAAGUAAAUGCUGAGACUAUUCAGAGAGCUCACAAGGUCCACCCCAUCGCGGCUGUAGAGGUUGAGUUGUCCCUCUGGGACACCACGGUCCUUCACAACGACGUUGCCAAGGUCUGCGCUGAGCUCAACAUCCCGGUGGUGGCAUACUCGCCUCUGGGCCGAGGUGUGUUGGCGGGGGCCUUCAGCAGCGCGUCUGAGAUCCCGGAUGGCGAUUUCCGGAAGACGCUACCGAAAUUCAAAGAUGAAGCCAUGAAGGAAAACAUUAAGCUGAUCAACGAGGUCAAGGAAUUGGCCACGCGUAAGGGCGUGGCUCCCGUACAGAUCGCACUAGCUUGGCUUCUCACUCUGAGCGGCAAGCCUGGCAUGCCGACUAUUAUCCCCAUCCCCGGUGGUACAACCGUCGACAAGGUUACUCAGAACCUGGAAGGAGUUCCCCGCUUGAGCGAUAGCGAUAUGGAUGAGAUUAAGAGCAUCUUGGAGCGGAUUCCGGUGGUUGGGGCUCGCUACUAAAGCUACGGUGUGAUGUCGGGUCGCGCCCAAUCGAAGGCUCAGAAGGUAUAUGUAUAUCAACAGUUAUGAAGGCUGAAAUUAAUUCCAUUGCUAUCUAUUAAUUAAGAAAGGUCCUGAUUGAUCCGGGACUGUCAGCGGUUGAUCAGGCAGAGGCAGAAAGCUGCAUGAGCAUAAUGAA